AAAAGAUCCAAGAUUCUCAGAUUCUCCAAACAACUUGUCCAGAGAUUCACGGUAAUCUGCCCUCUGUACAGCGGCUAAUUGAGACAAUACACUGAAGUAGGAGCGGAUGGAGUAGAGUGGCAUCAUGGCCUUGCGCCUCUCCACCCAUUCUGCCCUGUUCUACAGGCAUGCUGUAUCCCGUCGGGGUCUGGCGGCAACAGUGGUGCUGAGGAGCUCGCAGUACACGUUCAACCGCAGACAACUCUCUUCAUCCAGGGCCCGAAAUAACACCCAGCAGGAAAACCAGAAAGAUGACCGCAAGGAGGGUGGCCAACCCGGUGGUAAAGAGUCGUUUAGCUCUAGAUUGAGAACCGCUUGGGGGAACACCAAGAUAGAAUGGCGCCCCAUUCCAAUCGCACUGGGCGUGGUCUUUCUGGGCCUUUUCCAAUUCUACAAGAUGAAACGAGCCGAAAGCGACAGGCAAGCAAUCCAAGAUCUCGAGGACGAGGAAAAUAGAGUGAUACCUCAUCGCAAAAGGAUCCGCCCAAGCGGGCCAUGGCAGGUUCAAAUCAUGUCAACUUUGCCGCUCAAAGCUUUGUCACGUCUCUGGGGCCAGUUUAAUGAGCUAGAGAUACCAUAUCCUCUACGCGUUCCGGGCUUCAAAUUAUACUCCUGGAUCUUUGGAGUCAAUCUCGACGAGGUAGCGGAGUCAGAUCUACACGCCUACCCAAAUCUCGCUGCCUUCUUCUAUCGCACACUAAAGCCAGGUGUGCGACCUAUUGACAAUGAUCCUCGCGCUAUCGUAUCACCUUCAGAUGGCCGGGUGCUACAGUUCGGCUUGAUCGAAAGAGGUGAGGUUGAGCAGGUCAAGGGCAUGACGUAUCGUUUGGAGGCUUUGUUGGGAGACACAACUCCCUCUGCAGUCGACUCGGACGCGAAACUCGAUAACCAGGAGCCAGACCCUACAAAUGUGGCAGCUGAUGAAGAAUUUGCGCGGAUGAACGGUAUAUCCUACACGUUGCCCACUCUGCUGUCGGGCGACAAGAAAGCGGAAGGCAAAAAGGAGCCAUCCCUCGAUGCUUCGACGACAUCGAAAGAGAGUACGGGAGUGGAGGUCAAAAAGCAGCUUGAUCUGGGUGAUGGUACUCCAUGGUACUCUCCGAAGCCCGCAUCAGAUACCGCUCUUCACUACGUCGUGAUUUAUCUCGCCCCCGGUGAUUACCAUCGCUUCCACUCACCCGUUUCCUGGGUUGUGGAAAGGCGUCGUCACUUCGCAGGGGAACUCUAUUCCGUCUCACCAUACCUUCAACGCACGCUUCCAGGACUCUUUACUUUGAAUGAGCGCGUCGUGCUCCUCGGUCGCUGGCGCUGGGGUUUCUUCAGCUAUACCCCUGUCGGUGCCACAAAUGUUGGCUCGAUCAAGAUUAACUUCGACUCUGAGCUGCGGACCAACAGUCUCACGACCGAUACGGCUGCUGAUCGUGCCGCUGCCGUCGCUGCAGAGCGUGGAGAGAGGUACUCUGGCUUCGCGGAAGCAACCUACAGGAACGCCAGCAAGAUCCUGGGCGGCCAUCCUUUGAAGCGGGGCGAGGAGAUGGGCGGUUUCCAGCUGGGUAGCACCAUCGUCCUCGUUUUUGAAGCACCGAUCGGCGCGCGAAAGAGCUUCGAUGCUGGCUGGACAGAUGAACGGGAGGGAGGAUGGACGUGGACCAUCCAGCAGGGGCAGCGCGUGAAAGUCGGGGAGAAACUGGGAUACGUUAAUAUCUAGACGAACUCUUCUCUUUCUAUCUUUGACAAAAUCUAGAUUUGGCAAAAAUAUCGAUCGACGGCUCGAUAAUGAAGGCUAUGAAAGAAAAAAGGAACAAGAGGUCUUUUGCUUUUCAUGUAUCAUCGUUAUGCCUUUUUUACAUAAUUUUUUAGACAGCCUUCAAUGUACCAUAGCAUACGAGCAAGGCGUCGAGGCUUAUUUCCUAUAGUUUCCAGGAAAGACAUCGGCUGUGACAUCGGCUGUCCGCUUUACAAGGACACUUGAGAAUACGAUACCCGUUAAUAAGCUUGGAAUUAUGCUAAGACGUAAGUUCUUUAUUUACCCUUC
Molecule: messenger RNA, 2074 nt
Organism: Paecilomyces variotii
Lineage: Eukaryota; Fungi; Ascomycota; Eurotiomycetes; Eurotiales; Thermoascaceae
Product: phosphatidylserine decarboxylase
Exons: 1
Coding region: 125-1747 (540 amino acids)
Biological process (GO): phosphatidylethanolamine biosynthetic process
Cellular component (GO): mitochondrion
Molecular function (GO): phosphatidylserine decarboxylase activity
Source: RefSeq, a predicted model, not a curated record